Lodderomyces orthopsilosis Co 90-125 is the source of this 1623-nucleotide messenger RNA. RefSeq names its product bifunctional fructose-2,6-bisphosphate 2-phosphatase/6-phosphofructo-2-kinase. Gene Ontology annotation, biological process: fructose metabolic process; fructose 2,6-bisphosphate metabolic process. Gene Ontology annotation, molecular function: ATP binding; fructose-2,6-bisphosphate 2-phosphatase activity; 6-phosphofructo-2-kinase activity. Gene Ontology annotation, cellular component: cytosol. Bases 1 to 1623 code for a protein of 540 amino acids. Lineage: Eukaryota; Fungi; Ascomycota; Pichiomycetes; Serinales; Debaryomycetaceae. The transcript has a single exon. The record is from RefSeq and is a predicted model, not a curated record.
AUGUCCGCAAACGACGCAGUUAUCUCAGAUGAUGAAGAUACGGAAAUCGUCCAUGGAUUUGGAGCUCAACCUAUAUCCAGAAACCAAAUGAGAACAACAAAACGUUGGUCAUUCCACAACAAUGCUCGACCAAAUUUGGUUGACUUGCCUCUGGAAGUAGGUGGCCCACCAAGGAGGUUGAGUGACAUUACCGGGAUUGAUGGAGUACAUAAACAAAUAGACCCUUUGAGCGAACUAGGAGGAGCACAGUUAUAUUCAACAGAGUCAGGUAGAUUGUUUCAUGCGGGGAAAAUCAUUAUCGCCCUUGCGGGUUUACCAGGGAGAGGUAAAACACAUUUAUCAGUAUCUUUAACCAGAUACUUGAGAUGGUUAGGGGUAAAGACCCAUUCUUUCCACUUGGGUGAUUAUAGAAGAGCUAGUGCUGAAGACGACUUGACACAUGACUUGUUUGUACCAAGUCCAAAGAGCGGCAAAGCUCAUGCCUUGAGAGAAAAGGUAGCUAAUGAAUGCCUCAACGAUAUCUUGAAUUUCUUUAAAAAUGACAAGGGUCAAGUUGCAAUUUAUGAUGCCGUGAAUGCUAUUCCUGAGUUUAGAUUACAGUUGCAUAAAAGAUUUAAGGAUUUGAAGAUACAAGUUGUGUUCAUUGAGAGUUUAGUCACGGACGACUCGAUUGUAAUGAAGAACAUUGAAGAAGCAGCAAAGUCGUCACCAGAUUAUAACAAUUGGGAUUAUGAUGCUGCUUAUAAGGAUUAUAGCGAAAGAAUCAGAGCGCUUGCACCAUUCUAUCAGGAGAUGGGUUUGAAUCAAGAAGAAAAAGAUUUGUCUUAUAUCAAGUUUAUUAAUUUCGGAGAGAGAAUUGAAUUGCACAACUCAAAUUAUGGUUACUUGAUCAACAAGGUAGUGUUUUAUCUCAUGAAUGGAAGUAUAAAGUCUGGAUCGGUAUUUUUGGCACGAUGCUACAAAAAUACUUUGGACUUUAAUCAGGACCCACCAUUGGAUGAGGAGGGUUUAAAGUAUGCCAAGAACUUGACAGACACUGUAAUAGCACAGCUUAAAUCGGAGGGCAAAACUUAUCUUGAUAGAGUUGAGGGUAAACCCGAGUUACAAAGAGAGCCAUCUGUGGACAUGAGACAACCUGCUGCUGGAGUGGAUGGUGUUAAUGACAAUUCUUUGGUGGUGUGGACGUCAGUAAAAAAGCGAACUAUCGAAACAACCCAAUUUCUUCAACAGAAGAACAUUAAUGUUAGACAUAGGAUUCAGUUAUCUCAAAAGAAUCCAGGUGUUGUAGGAACUCUUUGCGAAGAGGAUAUCGCCAAGCAGUUCCCUGAAGCUUAUUCCCAGUAUAUCAAAGAUCCUUAUCAUUAUCGUUUUUCUCGUGCAGAGUCGUAUCAUGAUUUAGCAAUCAAAAUCGAGCCAUUGAUUUUGGAAAUGGAACGAAUGAGUGGAGACUUGUUAAUCAUAGCAGAUGAAACAAUAUUGAGGGUGUUAUAUGGAUAUCUUAUGUCAUGUUCUUGUUAUGAUAUACCCACAUUAGAUUUCAAAACUGAUGAAAUUAUUGAGAUUAAAUUUAAUGCGUAUUCAAAUAGCGCGAAGAGAAUAAAAAUUAAGGAUCAUAGUGUAUAG